UUUACGUGCCGUUCACGAUACCAGACGUAAGAUAAGGAAGAUGACCGCUACAUCUAGCCAUCGGGCCGCCUCCCUGUUUUAAGUUUCUCUUACAUCUCUCUGAGUCUCUAACCUUUGCAAGCCUUUUUCAUACUUGAUUUGUUGUUUCUGCCUUAUAUGCUGUGUAGUACUUAUAAUUACUGAAUCAUCUCUUUGCCUCUCUUUUGUUUUUUCUCUCUGUUUCUUUGUUUCUGUCUUUUAACAUGGAAAAUUUUCAGGGAUUUUUCCCUAGUUCAUCGACAUUAUCAGUGUCUUCCUCGUCAUUAAACAUGACGAAUUCGCCUGGUUAUGGUGAAUUUCAAGGUGGCAAGGCUAAUGGGUUAUUGGGAUUAAUGGCAGAGAUGGAAGUUCCUGGCAGCUUGAAUGUGCACAACAUUUCCCAGGACAAAAGCUUUCCUGAGAGCAACAGCUUGGCUGGGACUGAAACUGAAGUGAAGAAAAAGGGAGAUAAAAAGAUAAGAAAGCCGAAAUAUGCUUUUCAAACAAGAAGCCAAGUUGAUAUACUUGAUGAUGGCUAUAGAUGGAGAAAAUAUGGGCAGAAAGCUGUGAAGAAUAACAAAUUUCCAAGAAGUUACUAUCGAUGUACCCACAAAGGAUGUAAUGUCAAGAAACAAGUGCAAAGAUUAACCAAUGAUGAAGGAAUGGUGGUGACAACUUACGAAGGCAUGCAUUCACAUCCCAUCCAAAAAUCUACUGACAACUUUGAGCAUAUCUUAAGCCAGAUGCAAAUCUACUCUACAUCCUUCUGAAUCAAAGGCGAUCGAGCAGAGAUAUUCAUCAUAUACAUAAUACUUGUAAAUUAAGAACUAUGCAUUAUUGGAUUGAGACAAUUUUAAAUUAAAUUCACUGCCCCCUAUUGAUCGACGAGAAAAUUUCUUUUAGAUCAUUUUUCAUUCACAAAAAAAAAAAGACCAUUUGUUUUGUUUAUCAUCUCGAAAUUAAUGGUGAUUGAUAGGUCAAAGAACUCGUGCUGUAAUUUGGGAGGAUAAUUUAUAAUCUGAUUAUGUCUAUUGGAUUUACGAUUAGAAAGGACUUAUUUUUGUACCAUUUUAUUUUGGGUUGUUAUACAACAGUGUAAAAAAAACAGUGUCCACGCCUGGGCCAUUCUCUGGGUGGCGCUUGGUUCGCA
Molecule: messenger RNA, 1168 nt
Organism: Durio zibethinus
Lineage: Eukaryota; Viridiplantae; Streptophyta; Magnoliopsida; Malvales; Malvaceae
Product: putative WRKY transcription factor 75
Biological process (GO): regulation of DNA-templated transcription
Molecular function (GO): DNA-binding transcription factor activity; sequence-specific DNA binding
Source: RefSeq, a predicted model, not a curated record